CCGGCGGGUGGGCGGGCGUGUCCGGAGCAGCCGCGCGGGCGUCGGCCUCCGCCCCUCGUCUCCGCGCUUCCAGAUCCCCUCCCUCUCCGCCGGGACGCCCGAGAGCCCGGCGCGCGGCGGGGGCGCGCGGUGGAGCCGGCGGGGGCGGCCAAUGCGAAACUGGCUGGUGCUGCUGUGCCCGUGUGUGCUCGGGGCCGCGCUGCACCUCUGGCUGCGGCUGCGCUCCCCGCCGCCCGCCCGCGCCUCCGGGGCCGGCCCCGCAGAUCAAUCAGCUUUAUUACCUCAGUGGAAAUCUAGUCACUAUGAUGUGGUAGUUGGAGUGUUAUCAGCUCGCAAUAACCAUGAACUUCGAAAUGUGAUAAGAAGCACCUGGCUGAAGCAUGUGCUACAGCAUCCAACAUUAAGUCAACGUGUGCUUGUGAAGUUCAUAAUAGGUGCUCGUGGCUGUGAAGUGCCUGUGGAAGACAGGGAGGAUCCUUACUCCUGUAAACUGCUCAACAUCACCAAUCCAGUUUUGAAUCAGGAAAUCGAGGCAUUCAGUCUUUCUGAAGACACCUCGCCAGGACUCCCUGAGGACCGCGUUGUCAGCGUGAGCUUCCGAGUUCUCUACCCCAUCGUGAUUACGAGUCUAGGAGUGUUCUAUGACGCCAGUGAUGGGGGCUUCCAGAGGAACAUCACCGUCAAACUUUACCAGGCGGAACAGGAGGAGGCCCUCUUCAUUGCCCGCUUUAGUCCUCCGAGCUGUGGCGUGCAGGUGAACAAGCUGUGGUACAAGCCUGUGGAGCAGUUCAUCUUACCAGAGAGCUUUGAAGGGACCAUAGUGUGGGAGAGCCAAGACCUCCACGGGCUGGUGUCACGAAAUCUUCACAAAGUGACGGUGAAUGAUGGAGGGGGAGUUCUCAGAGUCAUUACGGCAGGGGAGGGCGCACUGCCUCGUGAAUUCAUGGAAGGUGUGGAGGGAGUUGCAGGUGGUUUUAUUUAUACCAUCCAGGAAGGGGACGCGCUCUUACGCAGCCUUCAUUCCCGCCCUCAGAGACUUACUGAUCACAUAAGAGAUCUCCACGAGGAAGAUGACUUACUGAAGGAGGAGAGCAGCAUCUAUGAUGAUAUUGUUUUUGUGGAUGUGGUCGACACUUACCGAAAUGUUCCCGCAAAAUUAUUGAACUUCUAUAGCUGGACCGUGGGAACAACCAGCUUCGAUUUGUUGCUGAAGACAGAUGAUGACUGUUACAUAGACUUAGAGGCUGUAUUUAAUAGAAUCACCCAAAAGAAUCUGGAUGGGCCGAAUUUUUGGUGGGGAAAUUUCAGAUUGAAUUGGGCCGUUGACCGAACCGGGAAGUGGCAGGAGUUGGAGUACCCCAGCCCUGCUUAUCCUGCCUUUGCAUGUGGGUCGGGCUAUGUGAUCUCCAGGGCCAUAGUUGGCUGGCUGGCGAGCAACGCGGGGAGAUUAAAGACCUAUCAGGGUGAAGAUGUAAGCAUGGGCAUUUGGAUGGCUGCCAUAGGACCCAGAAGAUACCAGGACAGCCUGUGGCUGUGUGAGAAGACCUGUGAGACAGGCAUGUUGUCUUCCCCUCAGUACUCGCCACAAGAACUAACAGAACUGUGGAGACGGAAGGAAUUGUGCGGCGACCCCUGUCAGUGUGAAGCUACGUAACCGUGACUGGAAGUGACAGUGUUGGAAGUGUGGACAGCUGAAGUUCUGACACAGGAACUUUGAGAAGACGUGACAGCAGUCCUUUCACCUUUUGAACUGUCAUGGAGUCUGUCAAGGAAAAG
Lepus europaeus (European hare) is the source of this 1776-nucleotide messenger RNA. RefSeq names its product beta-1,3-N-acetylgalactosaminyltransferase 2 (gene B3GALNT2). Gene Ontology annotation, molecular function: hexosyltransferase activity. NCBI's taxonomy places the organism in Eukaryota, Metazoa, Chordata, Mammalia, Lagomorpha, Leporidae. The record is from RefSeq and is a predicted model, not a curated record. The coding region runs from base 152 to 1654 and encodes 500 amino acids. The transcript is spliced from 13 exons. Gene Ontology annotation, cellular component: membrane.